Molecule: messenger RNA, 4159 nt
Organism: Chlorocebus sabaeus (green monkey)
Lineage: Eukaryota; Metazoa; Chordata; Mammalia; Primates; Cercopithecidae
Source: RefSeq, a predicted model, not a curated record
GUCUCGUAAUAUAGGUGGAGCGAGCCCUUGAGGAUGUUCACGACUCGGCCUCUCGCUAAAUAUUCAUGAGGGAGGCGGGUGGACGCCACUGCACACUCCGGCCGGCGCCAUGAAGCUCAACGUGGACGGGCUCCUGGUCUACUUCCCUUACGACUACAUCUACCCCGAGCAAUUCUCCUACAUGCGGGAGCUCAAACGCACGCUGGACGCCAAGGGUCAUGGAGUCCUGGAGAUGCCCUCAGGCACUGGGAAGACAGUGUCCCUGUUGGCCCUGAUCAUGGCAUACCAGCGGGCAUAUCCGCUGGAGGUGACCAAACUCAUCUACUGCUCAAGAACUGUGCCGGAGAUUGAGAAGGUGAUCGAAGAGCUUCGAAAGUUGCUCAACUUCUAUGAGAAGCAGGAGGGCGAGAAGCUGCCAUUUCUGGGGCUGGCUCUGAGCUCCCGCAAAAACUUGUGUAUUCACCCUGAGGUGACACCCCUGCGCUUUGGGAAGGAUGUCGAUGGGAAAUGCCACAGCCUCACAGCCUCCUAUGUGCGGGCGCAGUACCAGCAUGACACCAGCCUGCCCCACUGCCGCUUCUAUGAGGAAUUUGAUGCCCAUGGGCGCGAGGUGCCCCUCCCCGCUGGCAUCUACAACCUGGAUGACCUGAAGGCCCUGGGGCGGCGCCAGGGCUGGUGCCCAUACUUCCUUGCUCGAUACUCAAUCCUGCAUGCCAACGUGGUGGUUUAUAGCUACCACUACCUCCUGGACCCCAAGAUUGCAGACCUGGUGUCCAAGGAACUGGCCCGCAAGGCCGUGGUGGUCUUCGACGAGGCCCACAACAUUGACAACGUCUGCAUCGACUCCAUGAGCGUCAACCUCACCCGCCGCACCCUUGACCGGUGCCAGGGCAACCUGGAGACCCUGCAGAAGACGGUGCUCAGGAUCAAAGAGACAGACGAGCAGCGCCUGCGGGAUGAGUACCGGCGUCUGGUGGAGGGGCUGCGGGAGGCCAGCGCCGCCCGGGAGACGGACGCCCACCUGGCAAACCCCGUGCUGCCCGACGAGGUGCUGCAGGAGGCGGUGCCUGGCUCCAUCCGCACGGCCGAGCACUUCCUGGGCUUCCUGCGGCGGCUGCUGGAGUACGUGAAGUGGCGGCUGCGUGUGCAGCACGUGGUGCAGGAGAGCCCACCCGCCUUCCUGAGUGGCCUGGCCCAGCGCGUGUGCAUCCAGCGCAAGCCCCUCAGAUUCUGUGCUGAACGCCUGCGGUCCCUGCUGCACACCCUGGAGAUCACCGACCUUGCUGACUUCUCCCCGCUCACCCUCCUUGCUAACUUUGCCACCCUUGUCAGCACCUACGCCAAAGGCUUCACCAUCAUCAUCGAGCCCUUUGACGACAGAACCCCAACCAUUGCCAACCCCAUCCUGCACUUCAGCUGCAUGGAUGCCUCGCUGGCCAUCAAACCUGUAUUCGAGCGCUUCCAGUCUGUCAUCAUCACGUCUGGGACACUGUCCCCGCUGGACAUCUACCCCAAGAUCCUGGACUUCCACCCCGUCACCAUGGCUACCUUCACCAUGACGCUGGCCAGGGUCUGCCUCUGCCCUAUGAUCAUCGGCCGUGGCAAUGACCAGGUGGCCAUCAGCUCCAAAUUUGAGACUCGGGAGGAUAUUGCUGUGAUCCGGAACUACGGGAACCUCCUGCUGGAGAUGUCUGCUGUGGUCCCUGAUGGCAUCGUGGCCUUCUUCACCAGCUACCAGUACAUGGAGAGCACCGUGGCCUCCUGGUAUGAGCAGGGGAUCCUUGAGAACAUCCAGAGGAACAAGCUGCUCUUUAUUGAGACCCAGGAUGGUGCCGAAACCAGUGUCGCCCUGGAGAAGUACCAGGAGGCCUGCGAGAACGGACGCGGGGCCAUCCUGCUGUCAGUGGCCCGGGGCAAAGUGUCUGAGGGAAUCGACUUCGUGCACCACUACGGGCGGGCCGUCAUCAUGUUUGGCGUCCCCUACGUCUACACACAGAGUCGCAUUCUCAAGGCACGGCUGGAAUACCUGCGGGACCAGUUCCAGAUUCGUGAGAAUGACUUUCUCACCUUCGAUGCCAUGCGCCACGCAGCCCAGUGUGUGGGUCGGGCCAUCAGGGGCAAGACGGACUACGGCCUCAUGGUCUUCGCCGACAAGCGGUUUGCCCGUGGGGACAAGCGGGGGAAACUGCCCCGCUGGAUCCAGGAGCACCUCACAGAUGCCAACCUCAACCUGACUGUGGAUGAGGGUGUCCAGGUGGCCAAGUACUUCCUGCGGCAGAUGGCACAGCCCUUCCACCGGGAGGAUCAGCUGGGCCUGUCCUUGCUCAGCCUGGAGCAGCUGGAAUCAGAGGAGACACUGCAGAGGAUAGAGCAGAUCGCUCAGCAGCUCUGAGCAGGGUGGGCAGAGCCAUAAAUGAUUCCUGGUGACUCCUGAGUCUUGCCUGGCCCUGGGUCCCAGCAGCUCCGAGGCUGCAGCGGGGGUGGUGCUGGAAGGUCUUAUAAACUCAGGUGAGAUUCCUCACUGUCACAUCCACGGCCUUUAAUCGCAGAAGAGGGCAGGGGGCACCUAAGAGAUGAUAGACCUCCCCUCGCCCCCCACCAGCCCAUCCCUCCCGCACUGUUCCCGAGAAGCUGAGGCCAACACAGGUCACUGGAUGUUAGCGGGGGCUCAGGUCCUGGGUGCUGGCGCUGAGGGUCCGAGGGGCCUUGUCCAGGUGCCAGCUGGGGAACUGGAGACAGGCACAGGGGAUGGUUGGAGGGGAGGUGAGGGGCAGGUGCUGUGUCCAGCCUGGCAGCCAAUCAUCUACCCAUCUCACCUCUACCCCAAGUAAAACCCAUCUUUGCUCCUGUCCUGGGUCUAUUCUAACACCAACCUCCACCUGCUGAAUCUGACGCCGGCCCGACCACCCUGCUUUUGCCUUAUCUCUGCACCUACCCACGUGGCCCCACUCCAUUUUUGACCCCAGGGUCCCCUCACCUGAGUCCCAGGAGCCCUUGGGCCAUCCACAUUCAGUAUGUUGAGUGACAUAGCUCUCUUCAUUCUGCAAAGGGGGCAGCAGGGAAGAAACAAGUGAAUCUAGGAGUGGCCCCCCUCCAGGAGGGAGCUUUCCAGCACAGGAUUUGAUCUGUGUGUAUCACAGGGGAGAUGGGAGCCAUGGAAGGUUCUUGAGCAGGAGGGGUGGGGGGUGGGCUGUGAAUUCUGCUGAUGUCAGGGCUCUUUGCCGACCUGAUCCACACUCACCCGGCCGCCCCCGCCGCCCCUUCGCCUCGGAGGCGGGAGACCAGCUUCUCACUUCCUCGCCGGAUAGACUCGCGGAUCUUAGAGAGGGAGCUGCUGCGGCGAAGGGCCUGGGGAGAGGCCAGGAUGCUGCUAAUAUCCCUGAGCCCAUGCAGUCCCCACGCCUUCCCCAGGAGCCUAAGCACAGCCCAUCCUCACCUGUUCUGUGUCACCAGCUGUGCCUGUGUUGGGGGCACCUAGGGGAAAGAUGGGGGACACUGAGAUGGGGAUGUAGAAAAGCUACUAGGAGGGAAGGCAGGGGCUCAGGGCUCACCGAGAGGGGCAGGUAGAUUCUCCUUGUGGAGGAUUUCUUUAUACAGCUCUUCCGCUUGUUGGUACUUGUUCUGUUUCAGGUAGGCUGAGGCCUGUGGAGAAGGGAGUGUCUUGGGUGAUCUUGGCUCUAGUCUGGGAACUUUUCGGACCCUAGUUCCCAACACUGCAUCCAGUCCCACUUUUUUUUUUCUGUAGAGACAGGGUCUUGGUAUGUUGUCCAGGCUGGUCAUGAACUCCUGGCCUCAACUGAUCCUCCUGCCUUGGCCUCCCAAAGUGCUGGGGUUACAGGCAUGAGCCACCACGCCUGGCCCCAGUCCCACUUUCUACUGUGCUGACCUGGCCCCAUCCCGCCCCUGCCUAAAGCCUUGCCCUGGGGUAGAGGGGGUUUGGAGUUCCGCCCUACCUCCUGCGUGGGGGAUGGAGGGCAGGCAACCUCCUGUUUCUGAGCCUCUCUGUUCUACUUUGGGCUGGUGGCAUGGCCUCUCUUCUCACAUGCAAAGUAGAGCGACAGCUCCUACCUCAUAGGGACACUGUAAGAACUAGUGAUGUGGGGACCGAGCCUAGAGGGGAGCCGGCCACAGUGAGCUCAAUAAAUGUCGGCUGCUGCCA